Nothobranchius furzeri (turquoise killifish) is the source of this 1533-nucleotide messenger RNA. NCBI's taxonomy places the organism in Eukaryota, Metazoa, Chordata, Actinopteri, Cyprinodontiformes, Nothobranchiidae. The record is from RefSeq and is a predicted model, not a curated record.
UGUAAAACAAGUCUAAAAUAAUAAAGGCCAUGACCAUAAUAAACUGAUUAUGACAUAAAAUGAAAAACCAAGCCACAACUCAGAAAUUGUCACCGCAUGCUUCAGAUUUUAAUUUGCAUUAUUUCAAUGUAAACUUUUUCAAAUAAGAAAAAAAAAAAGAAUGGAAAGAAUUGGAUGAAUUGGCAGAAGUAACUCUACAGACACAAGGACCCAGCAUCCUAGCUGCUCCAGUUGCAGUUUAUAAGCCAGGGGAUUCCUAAACAGGACACAGGGGCAGAUUUCUGGCUGAGACAAAUCAUCAUGGAGACACUCAGGUCUAGAAAAGCUGCCUUGAUUUUGUUGUUUUUUGCUUUUGUUCAAUCCAACGCAAUAAUGCCAAAACCUGGUAACUGUCCGAGCACUUUUGAUUUGUUUAUGGCAUCGCCACAAUGUAAUUAUGACAGAGACUGCCCAGGAGAUCAGAAAUGUUGCAGGUUUUUCUUCAGAUCUGUUUGCACCCCUCCAGUUCCAACAUUACCAGGCUGUCCAAUGCCUCCAGGCUCCACCGAGUCCAAGGGGUAUAGGGGAUUGUCUUGAGCUGUGUUCAAGAGACUCGGAUUGUCCUGGUGACGAUCAGAUAUGCUGCUUUAAUGGAUGUGGACACGUGUGCAUGACUCAGACAAUAGUGAAGCCAGGAAAAUGUCCUGACGACUUCUUCGUCCAUCGUUGUCGCUCAUACUGUGGAAAUGAUGGUGAUUGCCGUGGUGAGAUGAAGUGUUGCUAUUCAAUGUGUGGCAGUGAAUGCAAAUACCCCGAGUGGCGAGGGGAGAACACAGAGAAAAAUAAAAUGAUUACUGGAGACAACAGUGGGGUUACUAAAACAGAGUCUCUAAGAAAUCACAGUCAGCUCUAUCACUGUGUCUCCUCUGUCACUGUGUCCCCUGAAUCAUUGAGACUGCAGGAACUGAGGCCUGCAGCAGGAGGUCACCUGGUGGAGAGCAGAAACCUCUGGGUCCGUAACACUGGGUUUUGUGUUGUUUUGUCAUCUAACUCCAUCAUGCCCAAAUCUGGUAACUGUCCCAAAGAUGUGCCUAUCAUGAGGCCACUGAUACCACUACUACCUUGCGACUUUGACAAUGACUGUCCUGAAUAUGAAAAAUGCUGUUUGUUUAACCGUCAACGUACCUGUGUGUCUCCUGUUCCAACAACACCACGGUGUCCAGUCAUUCCAGGAGUAAUGCCCAUUUGUGGUGAAAUGUGCUCUUCUGACAGUGAUUGUCCAUUUGGUGAAAAAUGCUGCGACAACGGAUGUGGACACAUUUGCUUGUCACAUGAACUGGUGAAACCAGGAAGCUGUCCCAUUGUUCUGUUUUCCCUCCGUUGUUUUGAUCACUGCCGAGGUGACAGCAGCUGUUCCAAUGAGCUGAAGUGUUGUCCUACAAUCUGUGGCUUUAAAUGUGUGGAGCCUAUUUUUUGAUCUGCACCGGAAAUCCCAAUGUCCCCCUCCCUAAAUUUGUCUAAUCAGAUAUACAAAAUAAAAGUGUUAUACUAUAA